AGCCAUUCGCAUGGUGAUCAACAACGAGCUGGUGGAGCGGACCAUCUACAACGUGGUGGGCGUCCUCGAUGGCGCCCUCGAGGCGGACCGCUACGUGGUGGCGGGAAACCACCGCGACGCCUGGGGCUUCGGGGCGAUGGAUGCCGCCAGCGGGGGCGCCGCCCUGCUUGAGGCGGUCAAGGCGAUUGGAGGGCACCACCGCCGCACCGGAUGGCGCCCUCGGCGCUCCCUGGUCUUCGCCAGCUGGUCCGGCGAGGAGCAGGGACUGAUCGGCUCGACGGAGUUCGUCGAGGAGUUCGCCGGCGCCCAGUUGAUGGGCGCCAGGGCGGUCGCCUACAUCAAUGCGGAUACCUGCGUCAGCGGGCCGGUGCUGCGGGCGGACGCCUCGCCGACGUUGAUGGAGGCGCUGCGGGCGGCCACAAGGCGAGUGCCGGCGCACCCAAUCAACCCUGAAGAAGAGAAGGAGGAAGGAGAAACUUUGAAAGCCAACAAAACGCUGUACGACAGCUGGGCGGAAAGUCUGGCGGCAGAGAGGAAAGAAGAGAAUGAAGGCAAAGAAAACGAUGAAAGUCAAAAGCUAAAAAUCGACCUCCUCAGCUCCGGCUCCGACCAGGUGCCCUUCACCUUCUGGGCGGGCGUGCCCUCCAUCAACGUCGAGUUCAAGCCAGACAAG
Messenger RNA from Rhagoletis zephyria (snowberry fruit fly), 673 nucleotides. The record is from RefSeq and is a predicted model, not a curated record. Lineage: Eukaryota; Metazoa; Arthropoda; Insecta; Diptera; Tephritidae.